AUAAAUGUAUAAAGAUGUGGUUCGGGGAGGAUAGAAUAGCCCAUGAAGCGAAAUCCAACAUUGUUAAAGCCCUGACCUUUUACAUCGCGUCAGUUACUGUUGGCUUUAAAUACAGAGAGAGAAAGAGAGAGAGAGAGAGAGAGCAGAGUGAGAGGGGGAGAAGAAUUCUCGGUGCAUCUUAAUAAGGGGGAGAGAUGGGGGCGAAUCCGCCCGGAUUGCUGCCGAUAUCUGCGAUAUGCGCACCGCCGGUUUCUCAUUUAGCUCGCAAAUCCCGCUCCCCGACGAGAGUCACAGAGGGAAACUGAUGUGUGUUUUUGCAGCCGGAUGUGAAAGGCGCCACCUUUGAGGACGAAACAUAGGGGGAAAUAGCGUCGCCAAGCCUCGGAAAUAGAUAGCAUGAACUGGCUAACCUCUGUAGCAGAUUGUCGUGGGUACCGGUAGUGACAGUAGUAACAGUAUAAGCGGGAGGAGGAGCGGUGAGGGGGGGUUUUGGAGGCGUCACAGGUUGGGAAAAUGGACUCCGGUGACGAACAGGACGUGCCCGACUCACAGGGGAGGAAGAAGCGUUACCACCGGCACACGCCGCGGCAGAUUCAGGAGCUCGAAUCGAUGUUCAAGGUUUGCCCGCACCCUGACGAGAAGCAGAGGGCGCAGCUGAGCCGGGAUCUGGGGCUGGAGCCGCGGCAGAUCAAGUUCUGGUUCCAGAACCGCAGGACGCAGAUGAAGGCUCAGCACGAGAGGGCGGACAACUGCUUGCUCCGUGCUGAGAACGACAAGAUCCGGUGCGAGAACAUCGCGAUGAGGGAGGCUAUGAAGAACGUCAUCUGCCCUUCCUGCGGCGCCCCUCCGGCCAGUGACGACUCCUACUUUGACGAGCAGAAGCUGCGGAUGGAGAAUGCGAGGUUGAAGGAGGAGCUCGAUCGUGUUUCAAGUCUUGCAUCAAAGUACCUUGGAAGGCCCAUCACUCAGCUUCCCCCGGUUCAGCCAUUAUCUGUUUCAUCAUUAGACUUAUCGGUCGGAGGAUACAGUAAUCCAGGGAUAAGCCCUUCGCUUGAUCUUGAUCUCCUAUGCCGGAAUUCUUCUUCGGCUUUUCCAUAUACAUUUCCUGCAGCAGUUUCUGAGCUUGAAAAACCUCUAAUGAUGGAGAUGGCCACUGGUGCAAUGGAGGAGGUUAUCCGGCUUGUGCAGGCUGAUGCACCCUUGUGGGUGAAGUCUGGAAGUGACGGAAGGGACAUACUUCAACUUGAAACCUACGACAGGAUUUUCCAAAGGUCAAAUCGGCAGCUCAGGUUCCCAGAUACUCAAACUGAGGCAUCAAGAGACUCUGCUCUUGUUUUUAUGAAUGCUACGACAUUGAUCGAUAUGUUCAUGGAUGCGAGCAAGUGGGCGGAGCUGUUUCCUACAAUUGUUUCCAAGGCCAGGACCUUUGAAGUCCUUGCAGCUGGAAUGGCGGGAAGCAGAAGCGGAUCUUUGAUCCUGAUGUAUGAGGAGCUACAGGUUCUUUCACCAGUUGUUCCGACACGCGAAUUCUGCUUUCUGCGGUAUUGCCAGCAAAUAGAGCCACAUGUGUGGGCAGUAGCUGAUGUUUCAGUGGACUAUCCCAGAGACAAUCAGCUUGCUCCUUCCAGAUCAAGGAAGCUUCCUUCUGGCUGCUUGAUUGAGGAAAUGUCAAAUGGCUAUUCGAAGAUAACUUGGGUCGAGCACAUGGAAAUUGAAGAAAAGAAUCCAAUUCAUAUACUCUUCAGGGAUCUGAUAAAUAGUGGAAUGGCAUUUGGAGCACAGCGCUGGCUCACCACCCUCCAGAGAAUGUGCGAGAGGUUUGCUUGUUUAACCAUCACUGGACUUCCAGCUAGAGACCUUGGAGUGACACCAACACCUGAUGGCAAGAAGAGCAUGAUGAAGCUUGCUCAGAGAAUGGUUAACAAUUUCUGUGCCAAUGUUGGUGCGGCAAAUGGUCACAAGUGGACCACCCUCUCUGGGUUAAAUGAUGUUGGUGUCAGGGUUACACUUCACAAAAGCACAGAUGCUGGCCAGCCUAACGGAGUUGUUCUCAGUGCAGCAACCUCAAUAUGGCUUCCCAUAUCAACUGAGAGGGUCUUUAGUUUCUUCAAGGAUGAACAAACACGAACUCAGUGGGAUGUUCUUGCAAAUGGAAACACUGUACAAGAGGUGGCUCAUAUCACAAAUGGAUCACAUCCGGGGAACUGCAUCUCUCUUCUUCGUGGAUUAAAUUCCGGCCAGAACACCAUGUUGAUACUCCAAGAGUGCUGCACUGAUGCGUCAGGCUCAGUUGUGGUGUAUUCUCCCAUUGAUUUACCGGCCAUCAAUAUUGUCAUGAGCGGUGAGGAUCCAUCUUACGUACCCAUUUUACCUUCAGGCUUCACCAUAUUACCAGAUGGGCGAUCUGCUGGGGGACAAGGCGCAUCAUCCAGCUCAAAUCCAUUGGGUGGCUCCUCUGGCUCAUUGGUGACUGUCGCAUUUCAAAUACUUAUGAGCAGCUUGCCAUCAGCAAAACUCAAUUUGGAGUCAGUAACGACAGUCAAUAACUUGAUCGGCACCACAGUUCAGCAAAUAAAGGCUGCCUUGAACUGUCCUGACGUCUGAUGCAUCUGAAGAGAAUUAAAAGCCUAUUUUUUCAUCUCUUCCCACCACCUCCCUUAACUUCUUCAGAUCUGAUGAACUCCUCUUAAGGCUUUUGAUGCAGCAUUCAAGAUGGGGAUUAAAGUGGGUCUUCUAUUGUUGGUUGGUUGGCCUUGAAUGCUUCCAUCAUAGGCUUGAAUUGGAACUUUAAGAUGAUGCUGCUGCAGCUGCUGCUGGUGCCAGUCUCAGGACAACCCUUUGUUUUCUUACAGGAAUCAAUCAGGCUUUACAUUUACAAGUACUUAAUGAAGGAAGUCAAGAACGCACCAUACCGGCCUCUGCUCUUCUGCUGUCAUAACUUCUUCUUGGCCUUUAGACUUUAGGUUUCUUCUUUUAGGUUUGCUUUAAUUCUCUUCUCCUCCACACCUCAAUCCCAUUCUUUCCUUUCUUCGUGCAGCAAGCGGUAAUGGUUCGGGUAUUGACUUCUGUCCUUGAACAUUUAUUAAUGAGCAUUUACUUUGAAGUGGUGUAGAUGGUUA
Musa acuminata subsp. malaccensis (wild Malaysian banana) is the source of this 3119-nucleotide messenger RNA. Its product is annotated as homeobox-leucine zipper protein ROC8-like. The record is from RefSeq and is a predicted model, not a curated record. NCBI's taxonomy places the organism in Eukaryota, Viridiplantae, Streptophyta, Magnoliopsida, Zingiberales, Musaceae. Gene Ontology annotation, molecular function: DNA-binding transcription factor activity, RNA polymerase II-specific; lipid binding; DNA binding. Gene Ontology annotation, biological process: regulation of DNA-templated transcription.